UGGUUUUAAUUUUUAAUACUACUUAUAGCUAAUGGUCGUCAAACCAAAACUGGGCAGUUCCAAGGAUUUUUACUUAAAAGGAUGUCAAUGAGGCCUCGGAAUAGGGAGGUUUGCGCUGAUUGCAGCGCCCCGGAGCCUCGUUGGGCCUCUAUCAAUAGGGGAGUCCUUAUUUGUGAUGAGUGUUGUAGCAUCCAUCGCGGCUUGGGCCGGCACAGCUCCCAGGUCCGACACCUCACACACACUCCAUGGCCACCAACCCAGCUACAGAUGGUUCAGACACUGUAUAGCAAUGGGGCCAAUUCAAUUUGGGAGCAUAGCCUUCUUGACCCUUCCUCAAUUAUGAGUGGAAAACGAAAGGCCAAUCCUCAGGACAGAGUACAUCCUAACAAAACGGAGUUUGUAAAGGCUAAAUAUCAAAUGCUGGCGUUUGUGCACCGGUUGCCGUGCCGAGAGGACGACAGCAUCACUGCUAAAGACCUCAGCAAGCAACUUCACUCAAGCGUUCGAACCGGUAAUUUGGAGACGUGCCUUAGGCUGCUGUCUCUGGGGGCCCAAGCGAAUUUUUUUCAUCCAGAGAAAGGGAACACUCCGUUACAUGUGGCGGCCAAAGCAGGCCAAGCGUUGCAGGCAGAGCUGCUGACCGUGUAUGGGGCAGACCCAGGGGCUCCGGACAGCAGUGGGAAGACCCCCAUCGAUUACGCCAAGCAAGCAGGUCACCAGGAACUUGCUGACAGGCUGGUGGAGAUCCAGUAUGAGCUUACUGACAGAUUAGCGUUCUACCUGUGUGGGAGAAGACCAGAUCACAAAAAUGGACAACACUUUAUAAUCCCUCAGAUAGCUGACAGCAGCCAGGAUUUGUCUGAACUGGCCAAAGCAGCGAAGAAGAAACUACAGUCUCUCAGUAAUCGUCAGUUUGAAGAACUGGCCAUGGAUGUUUACGACGAGGUGGACAGAAGAGAAACUGACGCAGUGUGGCUUGCGACUCAGAAUCACAGUACCCUGGUGACAGAGACCACCGUGGUGCCUUUUCUCCCCGUCAAUCCGGAAUAUUCCUCCACCAGAAAUCAGGGCAGGCAGAAGCUGGCGAGGUUCAACGCACACGAGUUUGCCACACUGGUUAUCGACAUUCUGACUGAUGCCAAGCGCCGCCAGCAGGGCAGCUGCACCGAGAAUGUCAAAGAUAACGUGGAGCUGAUUCUGAAGGACAUCGGCAGUCGCCACGAAGGCGAGAACCAAGACGCGGACCAGCCGGAUUACGACAGCGUCGCGUCGGACGAGGACACGGAGCGAGAGCCGCUGUCUGGGAAAGAGGAGAGAACCAAGAGCUCCGAGUCGUCGGACUUGUCCGACGGGCCAAUCACGGUGCAGGAGUUUAUGGAAGUCAAGAACGCUCUGAACGCGUCGGAGGCGAAGAUCCAGCAGCUCCUCAAAGUCAACUGCCACCUGAGCGAGGAGCUGCGGCUCAUGCAGAGCAAGCUGAACUCCCUGCAGACUGAAAACAGCUCUCUGAGGUGGCCGGGACACCCCGGCUUGACGCACCAGCAGGGCCUUCAGCGCCGGCCCGCGGCGCGGGGGGGGCGCGCCAUGUCCAUGUACGAGACGGGCUCGGGGCUGAAACAGUACCACCCCAGGGGAGACCCCUCCCUCCCCGACGCCGGAACGUUCGCUCUCCAGUCUCUGCCAAACAACAUUGGGAAGGGUCCUUCCGUGACUGCCUCCUCUUCUCUCCCCACCUUCCCCUCCUCCCUGUCCUGGUCCUGGGACGAGAGAUCCCAAAGGGGCUCCAACCUGGAGACCCAUAGCGCCGUCACGGAGAGCGAUUACGACAACACGCCCAACCAUGCAGAGCUGGAGGAGUCAGGCCCCGGUUCGGUGGGCGUGGCCCGGACCAGCGGGUGGGCAGGGGAGGGGCCGAUCCCAGAGUCCGGAGACGUGGAGGAGUGUGAGGCUGACCCCACGUUACCCUGCACCGAGGACGUCAUCAGCAAGACAGAACAGAUCACCAAGAACAUUCAGGAGCUCCUGCGUGCCGCCCAGGAGAACAAACACGAGAGCUUUGUUCCAUGUUCAGAAAGAAUUCAUGUGGCAGUAACUGAAAUGGCCACUCUAUUCCCUAAGAGGCCCUGUUCUGAGAUGGUGCGCGGCUCCCUUCGCCUGCUGACCUCCAGUGCCAGCCGCCUACAGGGCGAGUGCCAGAAGGCCACGCCCCAUGACUCCUCCCCCGCUGACACACAGCUGGUGACCCAGCAGGUCAUUCAGUGUGCCUAUGACAUCGCCAAGGCUGCAAAGCAGCUGGUUACCGUGACAACCAAAGAAAGCAACUGACUCUGUCCCUGAGAUCUGC
This is a messenger RNA of Chanos chanos (milkfish), 2344 nucleotides long. It is a transcript of the gene git2b, whose product is annotated as G protein-coupled receptor kinase interacting ArfGAP 2b. The record is from RefSeq and is a predicted model, not a curated record. Gene Ontology annotation, molecular function: small GTPase binding; GTPase activator activity. Bases 82 to 2325 code for a protein of 747 amino acids. Gene Ontology annotation, biological process: brain development; regulation of G protein-coupled receptor signaling pathway; regulation of ARF protein signal transduction. Gene Ontology annotation, cellular component: synapse. NCBI's taxonomy places the organism in Eukaryota, Metazoa, Chordata, Actinopteri, Gonorynchiformes, Chanidae. The transcript has 20 exons.